AUGGAAACAAUGAGACAGACAGAAGCUGAUCGUGUCUAUGAAGACUUUGAACCAUCUCAUGAAUGGGAUAAAUACAAUGGGCGUUUCACAGUUACGCUGCCAGGAUUUAGAAGGGAUCAAAUGAAGGUUCAAGUAACCUCAAAACCUGCCCUAAGGCUGAUGGGUGAACGACCAGUCUAUCUUAAUAGAUGGCGUCGUUUUAAAUUAGAAUUUCCUGUUCCUUCUGAUUAUGACACAGACAGUGUGACUGCAACAUUUGAGGGUGGCAAGUUAACUGUCAAAUUUGCCAAACUUACUAAGCCUGAGGAACCAGAAGAUAAUACAACGGCAAAGGAACCGUCACAAAAGGUUGAUGAGCAAAAAGGUCCUCAAGAGGGUACUGCAAAAGCUAAAGAAGAGAAAAAGGAAACAAAUGAAACAACAACAAAUCCACCAGAAGAAGCUCUGGGGUCAAAGGAAACAUCACAAAAGGCUGAUGAGCAAGUGGGUGCUCAAGAGGGCAAAGAAGAGAAAGCAGAAACAAAGACUAACGAAGUCUCUGAUCAAAACACACCACCGCCCCACAAGGAGAAGGAUUCGAUAACAGAAAAGAGCAAAACAGAAACAGAAGCUAGCAUGGACAAAGUGGCUGAGAAAGUUAAGACUAGUGGCUCAACUGAAAAAACAGAUGCAGCAACCGCUAAAGUUCCUAAAACCAAAGAUGCAAAGUCUGUUGCAAGAUCCAAAACCAGGCUUGUAGAUUUCACUCUCCCUAAGGCUCUCUCUAAUCAAGAUGAAAAUGAAAAUGAGGCCCUUGGAGAUACGACCAGAGGUCUUAAGAAAUGGAAGAAAUUGGUCGCUUGGGUCAUGCUAAUCAUAUUGGUUGUGGGACUUGGGCUUUAUUGUAGAAAUACAUUUGGAUCAUCUCUGGGAGAAUUUAACUUCGAAGACAUGCUACUAUUUCCUUAUUGA
Molecule: messenger RNA, 951 nt
Organism: Vicia faba (fava bean)
Lineage: Eukaryota; Viridiplantae; Streptophyta; Magnoliopsida; Fabales; Fabaceae
Source: the annotation of a GenBank genome assembly